GCCUCGAUCCAUGUCACAAUUAAACAAGAGACACAAAGAAAGAGCAAAAAAAAGAAGCAAGAGAGAGGGAGAGAUUGAGGGUGGAGGAGGGAGAAUGGAACAGAAGCUCCAGGAGUUCCAUGAAGCAAUAGUUGAAAAGAAUUUAGAAGCAUUCAAAGAAAUACUGAAAAAAGAUCCAAAGAUUCUUGAUAGGAUUAAGGUGGGUUGUUUCAUUCACACUCCUCUGCACGUAGCAGCGUAUCACGGGCAUUUAGAAUUUGUUAAAGAAAUUCUAAAGAAAAGUCCGGGGCUUGUUGAGGUGUUGGAUUCGCGCCGAUGGUCUCCUCUUCACUUGGCAUCUGCUCAAGGCCAUCUGGCGAUUGUACAAGAGCUUGUAUCGAAAAAUCGUGACAUGUGCACAUCUCUUGAUGGAGAUGCUAGAACCCCUCUCCAUCUUGCAGCCAUGAAAGGUAAGAAGGAGGUCUUGGACAAGUUGUUUGAAGAAAGCCUGUGUAGCCCUCAUGCGUUGAUGAAUGCCAAGGAUGUUGCUGGUAAUACCAUACUGCAUCUAGCUGUCAGGAAUAAAGAAUUCAAGGUUGUGGAUUAUUUGCUUAAAAAAAUAGAAAUGGCAGAAAAGUCAGAAAAUCGAAUAAAGGCAGUAAAUGCAGUAAACAAUUAUGGCUACACAGCAUAUGACAUGAUUGUAAUGGAAAUUGAAGAAAACACAGAGGAAAUUAAAGCCACCUUUCGAAAAGUGAAAGCAAUGAAAGCAAAAGAUCUCUCCCAAGGUGCAUGGUUGUCAAAAAAACGAGACAUAUUAAUGGUCGUGGCAUCACUUAUCGCGACAAUGGCUUUCCAAGCUGGGCUGAAUCCUCCAGGAGGUUUCUGGCCAGACAAUGCACCUUCACAUAGAGCAGGGGAAGCUAUAAUGGCUUAUAACUAUCCAAAUACAUAUCCGUAUUUCAUUCGUGCUAACACGACAGGAUUCGUUGCAUCUGUGAGUACAAUCUUAUUGCUCAUAACUGGUUGGCCGUUCAAGAAAAAGUUUUUCAUGUGGCUUAUGGUCGUGAUAAUGUGGGUGACAAUUACAUCAAUUGCUUUUACUUAUGCAUUUUCCAUCGUAGUUGUGUCACCAAAAAAGCAAAGGGAACCACUUUCGAAUACAAUUGUGGUUGGAGCCAUAGUGUGGUGCAGUGUAAUGGUGAGUCUCCUCAUAGCUCACACAAUUCGCGUUAUAAAUUGGUGGUUGAAGACCAAAAAAGGAAUACAUGUUUGGCCAGAAAUUAAGAACUUCUUCAACUCAUGUAGACAAGUUAGAAAUUCAGGUAAUGGUGAAGAUCAUCAAAUGGAACCAAUUGGACAAGGCCAACAACAAUCAAGAGUAAAUACAAAUUCAGUUAAUGGUGACCAUUCCAAUGUUUGAUCUUUAUGUUUAAUGUGUGAGUUUUUCCAUUUUUUUUUUACAAUAAUAAUAAUCGUGCAUGGUAAUAUUUGAUCUUGUGUUUAAUGUGUGACUUUCCAUUUGUUGUAAAGUUCGUAUUUUUGAGACAAUAAAUUUAUAAGUGAAAUCACAAAUUAGUUCUAUUCUAUUA
This is a messenger RNA of Camellia sinensis, 1571 nucleotides long. RefSeq lists its product as uncharacterized. The record is from RefSeq and is a predicted model, not a curated record. Lineage: Eukaryota; Viridiplantae; Streptophyta; Magnoliopsida; Ericales; Theaceae. Gene Ontology annotation, molecular function: protein binding. Gene Ontology annotation, cellular component: plasma membrane.